Anopheles moucheti is the source of this 1036-nucleotide messenger RNA. RefSeq names its product protein SCO1 homolog, mitochondrial (gene Scox). Bases 101 to 928 code for a protein of 275 amino acids. NCBI's taxonomy places the organism in Eukaryota, Metazoa, Arthropoda, Insecta, Diptera, Culicidae. The transcript is spliced from 2 exons. The record is from RefSeq and is a predicted model, not a curated record. Gene Ontology annotation, molecular function: copper chaperone activity; copper ion binding. Gene Ontology annotation, cellular component: mitochondrial inner membrane. Gene Ontology annotation, biological process: intracellular copper ion homeostasis; mitochondrial respiratory chain complex IV assembly.
CAACAUUGCCGGCUCGAGGAAAACAGUGUGAAAUAGUUACACAAAUUGUUUAAAUGAGUGUAAAUAUUUAGUGUUGUGCGAAAAGCUGGGGUACGCCAAUAUGUCGAAUAUGUUGCUAAGAUUAUCCAGCCGAAGUUUGCGCGAGAUGAGUGGGAGUGCCGGACUGUUUGGCACCGUCGGAACAAGCCUACCCAAUCCGGCAAGAGUGUCCCGGCACGGUUGCCUGUUGGGCCGGUUUCAGCACACAACCCGUCAGUCCGAUCCGAUGAAGGGCAAAGGUCCGAUCACGUGGAAAAGUUUUGCAUUUAUUGCCACUGCCGGUAUCGGUGUGCUCGGGUUCAUGUGGUACGUGAAGGAUGAGAAAGAGCAAGCGUUGUUGCGCGAACGGAAGCGACAGCUAGGCAAAGCAGCCAUCGGAGGAAAGUGGGAUUUAACCGACUCGGACGGCCAACCACGCAAAUCGUCCGAUUUUCUAGGCAAAUGGUUGCUGAUCUACUUUGGCUUCACGCACUGUCCCGACAUCUGCCCGGAUGAGCUGGAAAAAAUGGCAGCCGUGGUGGAUAAUCUGGCAAAGGACAAGGAUGCCGAUCCGGUGCAACCAAUAUUCAUCACCGUCGAUCCGCAGCGCGACAGCAAAGAGGUUGUGGGCAAAUACGUGAAGGAAUUUUCGCCGAAGCUGCUCGGUCUGACGGGAACGGUGGAACAGGUGGCGCAGGUAUGUAGAGCAUUCCGUGUGUACUUCAGUGCCGGUCCGAAGGAUGAGGACGAGGACUAUAUCGUGGAUCACACGAUCAUCAUGUACUUGGUGGAUCCAAACGGUGAGUUCGUCGAUUACUAUGGACAGAACCGUGAUAAGGAAUCGAUAAAGAAUUCCAUCCUGAUCAAUAUGACAAAGUUCAAGCAGAUGCACAAAUCGUCUUGGUGGUAGAUGGUAGCUGAUGCAUUACGGUUUGUGUACGAUAAGAUAUAGUAGCGCUGUGGCGAUAAAUCAUAUUUGUUAAGUUGAUUAAACACUCGGCAGCAUGUCGUCCUAAUA